AUGAAGAAAGAAAAGAAAACCCAUGCUUUGCUGUUUCUCCUGCUGCUCCACAUUACCUCGGGGAAAACAGACUACGCUCCAUAUUUUUAUGACAAUGGGCCAAGCAGUACAAAUGGAAAUAUGGCCUUGUUCAGCAUCUCUGAGGAUACACCAGUGGGGACGCAGGUUUACAUCCUUAAUGGCACAGAUCCAGAGGGAGAUCCUAUACGAUAUGGUCUGACCUUUGAAAAAGGCUCCCAGGAAUACUUAAGGGUGGAGCCCAAGUCAGGAAAUGUGACCCUGAUUCAAGAGCUCGACCGGGAGAAACAAGAUGAGAUCUCAGUGCUUGUGAGCAUAACUGACGGUCGCAAUAAAGUUAUAGAGACAGUGAGAGUAUUUAUCACUGAUGCCAAUGAUGAACCGCCUGAAUUUCAAAACCUUCCCUUCAUCAUUAAUAUGCCAGAGGAUACUGCUCCAGGAAGUAGCAUCUACAGAGUCCAGGCAGUGGACAAAGACAUGGGGUCAGGAGGCAGCGUCUCAUAUUUUCUACAGACAUCACCAUUAUCUAAGUUUACCAUCGAUGGGCACAGCGGUAUCCUAAGAGUCAAACCUGGAGAGACUUUGGACUACGAGACCACGCCCACUCAUUUUGUCACCGUGGUUGCAAAGGAUGGAGGAGGGAAGUACAAAGGGAAGCACCAGGUAUUGACUGCCACAGCCACCAUAACAGUCAACGUGAUUGAUACCCAGGACAUGCCUCCAUCCUUCAUAGGAACCCCUUACUUUGGUUACGUCUAUGAAGUCUCACUCCCUGGUUCUGAGAUCUUUACUGUCUAUGCUAAAGAUGGAGAUCAAGGCAAUCCUAACCCCAUACAUUAUUCCAUUAUGAAUGGUAGCGAUGGUGUCUUUGAUAUAAAUAGCACUAGUGGAUGCAUCACACUGUCAACAUAUCCAUCUAUGCUGAACAAAGAAUUAUUUGAAAUCAAAGUCAAGGCGUCUGAGGUAGGACCAAACAACCAGCUGCUGGACUAUGACAUCACCACAGUCACAGUACGGGUGGUGGAUCUCAACAACCACCCGCCGACCUUUUACGGAGAGAACGGGCCACAGAGCAAGUUUGAAGUCACAAUGUAUGAACAUCCUCCUGCGGGAGAGAUCCUGCGAGGGUUUAAAAUCACUGUCAAUGACUCAGAUCAGGGAGCAAAUGCAAAAUUUAAACUGAGACUUGUGGGGCCAAGUCGAGUGCUUCGAGUGGUGCCCCAGACGGUUUUAAAUGAGGCGCAGGUGACCAUUAUUGUGGAAGACACAUCUGGAAUCGACUAUGAAAAAGGACCUACUCUUUCUUAUAAGCUGUUGGCCGUGGAGAUCGACACUCCUGAGAGAUUCAGCGCGACAGCUGACAUAUUGAUCAACCUACUGGACACAAAUGACAACAUUCCCAAAUUCACAUCCGAGUAUUACAUCGCCAGGGUCCCGGAGAACUCUCCUGGUGGCUCCAGUGUUGUGUCUGUAACUGCAGUCGAUCCAGAUUCAGGGCCUUGGGGUGAAGUCAAAUACACGAUUUAUGGAUCAGGAUCAGAUUUGUUUUCCAUUAACCCAUCAUCGGGUCUCAUCUCAACACAGCCCUGGACCAGCCUGGAUGCAGAGCUCAGGUCCAAGUACAACUUUUACGUCAAAGCUCAAGACUCGGAGGGGAAGUACAGCCUGGCUGAAGUCUUUGUCACUGUCCUUGACGUAAACGAUCAUCCUCCAGCGUUUGAUGAAGAACUUCUGGAAAAGACCAUGAUUAUUGGUACACCUGUCAAAGUGGAGGCAGUAGAUGAAGAUGCAGAGUCUCCAAACAAUGUCAUCGAAUACUCCAUCAUGAGAGCGGACCCUGAAAAUGCCUUUGAUAUAAACUCAGACACCGGGGAGAUCCAGCUCAAGCCGUACAUUAAGUCCAUGGCGAUUGUGCACAACAUCACGAAGCAGAAGGACGCCAAGUGGUCUCUGGUGGUCCAGGCUAGAGACAGAGGCUCCCCGUCCUUCAGCACAACAGCCGUGGUCAACAUCGAUAUCACCGAGGCGACUCCUCUCAAGGGGCCUAUGGCGGCCUUUUUAAUGAAAAGUAGGGACAAUCCUUUGAAAGCUCUAGGCAUGGUUAUUGCUGUUAUUAGCUUAAUGGUAGGGGUGACCGUGUUGAUCUCUACGGCUUUAUACAUGCGCAACUCAAAGUCCAACAGGAUCAUGCCAGUGCGGCGCAUCAUCAAGAGGCGACCCAGGAAACCUCAGCCCUGGACCUUCACCAUGCCCGUUAUCAGAUUCAACAACCCUGCAGAGAAAUUCCUCAUCAGUGAUGUAGAGAGCAGCUCCAGCAGCCCCACAAAGAGGCCUCCGCCUCCAAGCGCUCCCUCUCUGCCUCCUCCACCUCCAUCAAACACUCGCCCCAGUGACAGACCCCGGGCAGUGCCGACCAUAUCUGGCGCCUUGGCCUCCAAAGGGUCCAAGAAAAUGAAACCCACUCGCCGCAAAGAGGGAAACGUGAGCUCUGCUUUGGUGUCGGAGCUGAAAAUGAGGCUGGAGCAGAAAAUUCAUGAGAGUAACAAAGGUUAUUGUUAA
This is a messenger RNA of Cheilinus undulatus (humphead wrasse), 2577 nucleotides long. Its product is annotated as cadherin-related family member 1. The coding region runs from base 1 to 2577 and encodes 858 amino acids. Gene Ontology annotation, biological process: homophilic cell-cell adhesion. The transcript has 17 exons. The record is from RefSeq and is a predicted model, not a curated record. Gene Ontology annotation, molecular function: calcium ion binding; cadherin binding. Gene Ontology annotation, cellular component: catenin complex; plasma membrane. NCBI's taxonomy places the organism in Eukaryota, Metazoa, Chordata, Actinopteri, Labriformes, Labridae.